This is a messenger RNA of Phlebotomus papatasi, 1768 nucleotides long. Its product is annotated as traB domain-containing protein. Bases 356 to 1648 code for a protein of 430 amino acids. NCBI's taxonomy places the organism in Eukaryota, Metazoa, Arthropoda, Insecta, Diptera, Psychodidae. The transcript is spliced from 4 exons. The record is from RefSeq and is a predicted model, not a curated record.
AAAACUUUAAUCGGGAAAAAAUCGUCCGGAUGUUUGUUGUUCAACCCGUUCAACCUCAAUCACAGUUAUUUUUCGCAUUUAAUGCCACAACUAAAGUGAAAAAUCAAUGAAAAUCUUCCUGAGAAAUUGUUCAAAAUCUCUUAAAACACAAAUUAGCUAUAGAAGUUUUCAAUACCGUGCAUUAUUUACCCAGAGAUUCCAGGUAAACAUCAGUUGAGCAAAAGUGAGGUUAGAUGGUGUUUUGACGUGUCGUUUUUUAAACUGGAUUUUUGCAAUUUUCCUCAAUUUUCUUUGGAAAACUUGCGAAUAUUGUGAAAAAUAGGAGUUUAGGAGAUAGUUCAGAAGGCCAGAAAACAUGUCAGAUUUGAAUACAUCCACGUCAGAUCGGAGUGAUGACACGCUCUACCGAAGUGCUCUGGAUAACAGUGGAUUUGGGUCAGAGAGUGAUACUACUCUCACCGCCAGUGAAUUAAGCAGCGACACAUUGGAGAAUACGGACAAUACUAUCCAUACAAUUGGUGAAUCCUCUGCCCAGAUGUUAGACGAAGAGAGGAGUUUUGUCACUCCAGAUGCCAGGGUAAAACGGAAACGUAGCCUUGAUGAAGUCAUCACGAUCAGCAGUGAAGAUGAAUCCUCAACGCCAGCUGCAUCUUCAUCAACAGCUGCCACAGCAGAGACUGUCACUGAGAAGCCGCAGAAGAGCAGUGAGAAAUCGACAGAAAUCAAGAUUUACGAUUCCCUCGAGGAAUUUGACAGGAAUCUUCCAGCCACGGUGAAUCUGCUGAAGACUCCGCAUGGGAGUCGCGUGUAUCUCGUGGGAACGGCUCACUACAGUGAAGAAUCGCAGAAUGACGUGUCCCUGGUGAUCAGGAAUGUGAGACCGAGGGUGGUGAUGGUGGAACUUUGUGCAUCACGACUGCAUAUCCUCAAGUACGAUGAGAAGACGCUGCUGGAGGAGGCAAAGGAUAUCAGUAUGGCAAAGCUUCGGAAUGCCAUUCAGGCCAAUGGAAUGGUGAUUGGGCUGCUGUUUAUUCUGCUGCUGAAUAUCAGUGCGAAGUUGACUGAACAGUUGGGCAUGGCGCCAGGUGGGGAAUUCAGAAGGGCUCUGGAGGAAGCACAAAAACUGCCCAAUUGCCUUCUUCAUUUGGGUGAUCGUCCAAUCAAUAUUACCCUUCAGAGAUCUCUCCAUGGACUGACUUUUUGGCAGACACUGAAACUCGUGUGGCGUCUGCUGACGUCGGAUCUGAAGAUCAGCAAGGAGGAAGUGGAGAAUUGCAAGCAGAGUGAUCUGCUGCAGACGCUAAUGGAGGAAAUGGCUGGAGAAUUUCCGGCUUUUGAGACGGUAUUUGUCAAGGAGCGAGAUCUCUAUCUGUGUCACUCCCUUCAGGCGGCUGCCACGACGCCUCUGCAUCCUGACCAGCCUCUGCAGCCGGUCAAUGUGGUAGGAGUCGUGGGAAUUGGGCAUUCAGCUGGGAUUAUGGCCAAUUGGGGCAAAGUGGAUACCAAGCGCAUCUCAGACAUUCUCAUCAUUCCUCCGCCGACGAUUCGUGGGAGAGUGAUCAAGGCCAGCAUCAAGUAUGGGUUUCUGGGAAUCGUGGGCUAUGGCAUCUUCCGCAUUGUGAAACCCAUUAUGCCGAAGAUUUUAUGAUGUCUUCUGUUCAUUCUGCUGUAAACUUCCGGGCCAAAACUGUGCCAAUCCAUCACAGCCACAAUCUUUUGCUUAAAUGUAAAUAUCUCGGCAGAUCAAUAAAGAAAGAUAUCGAGGAAA